Colletotrichum gloeosporioides is the source of this 3087-nucleotide messenger RNA. RefSeq names its product Aminopeptidase 2. Gene Ontology annotation, molecular function: metalloaminopeptidase activity; zinc ion binding; peptide binding. Bases 1 to 3087 code for a protein of 1028 amino acids. Gene Ontology annotation, cellular component: cytoplasm. NCBI's taxonomy places the organism in Eukaryota, Fungi, Ascomycota, Sordariomycetes, Glomerellales, Glomerellaceae. The record is from RefSeq and is a predicted model, not a curated record. The transcript has 3 exons. Gene Ontology annotation, biological process: peptide catabolic process; proteolysis.
AUGAACCCGAUCGGGCAGCUGGUCGGGCGAAGCUGGGCACGCGGGUUGGAGCUGAAGGCGAGCGCCGUCUCGGCGUCUCUCACCAGCCCUUCUGCUACCCCAGGUUUCGCCCGCAACUCAGUGUUGUUCUCUUCAUUUGCUUCACCCGUCCAAUCUCUCACUUCAUCUUUGUAUAACAUAGGCCUCAGACGCCACUUUUCCAGCACUCCCUCGGUCUUCAAGAAGACUGCUGCCACUACUACGGAUCAUUCUCUCUGGUCAUCCCCGAAUGUGUGUAACGCUGCCCGCAAUGGCCUCGUCUAUUCUCGGUAUGUUAUCCCACCCAACAGCUCUCGACCUCUCUUCCCCGCAUCCUCUGCUCGCUCCUACUGCUCGACCAUCACCACCUCAGACAAGGCCCUCUACGCCAGCAGAGUCGGCAACAUGGCGGACCGCGAAGUGCUCCCCGACUCCAUCAAGCCCUCCCACUACGUUCUGUCGCUCCGCGACUUGAACUUCAAGGACUGGACUUACAAGGGAACCGUGACCAUCGACGCCGAAGUUGUCAAGCCCACCAAGGAAAUCGUCCUCAACGCCCUCGAGAUCAAGCUCCUCGACGCAAAGAUCGCCGUCGGCCACACCAAGUCUACGCAGUCAUGGGAAUCCAAGAACUUCAGCUAUGGCGAGAAGCAGCAGCGCGCCACCAUCACCUUCGACGAGGAGAUCCCCCAGGCCCAGAAGGCUGUCCUGACCAUCGAGUUCGAGGGUAUCAUCAACAAUGACAUGGCCGGCUUCUACCGCAGCAAGUACAAGCCCACCGUCGAGCCCGCCAAGUCCGUCCCCCGCGACGACGAGUGGCACUACAUGUUCAGCACCCAGUUCGAGUCCUGCGAUGCCCGCCGUGCGUUCCCCUGCUUCGACGAGCCCAACCUGAAGGCCACCUUCGACUUUGAGAUUGAGGUUCCCGAGGACCAGGUCGCUCUUAGCAACAUGCCCGUCAAGGAGACCAAGAAGACCCGCGACGGCUGGCAGAUGAUCUCCUUCGAGACCAGCCCAAAGAUGAGCACCUACCUGCUCGCCUGGGCUGUCGGUGACUUUGAGUACGUUGAGGACUUCACCGAGCGCCGCUACAACGGCAAGCAGCUCCCCGUCCGCGUCUACACCACCCGUGGUCUCAAGGAGCAGGGUCGCUGGGCCCUGUGGCACGCCCCCCGCAUCAUCGACUUCUUCUCCGACAUCUUCGGCAUCGAGUACCCCCUGCCCAAGGCCGAUCUCCUCGCCGUCCACGAGUUCACCCACGGAGCCAUGGAGAACUGGGGUCUCGUCACCUACCGCACGACAGCCGUCCUCUUCGACGAGAAGACCUCCGAGGCCCGCUACCGCAACCGCGUCGCCUAUGUUGUCGCCCACGAGCUGGCUCACCAAUGGUUCGGCAACCUGGUCACCAUGGACUGGUGGGAUGAGCUCUGGCUCAACGAGGGUUUCGCCACCUGGGUUGGCUGGCACGCCACCGACUACCUGCACCCCGAGUGGCAGGUGUGGUCCCAGUUCGUCAACGAGGGCAUGGAGAUGGCUUUCAAGCUCGACGGUAUCCGCGCUUCUCACGCCAUCCACGUCCCUGUCAAGGACGCCCUGGACGUCAACCAGAUUUUCGACCACAUCAGCUACCUCAAGGGCUGCUCUGCCAUCCGCAUGCUUGCCAACCACUUGGGCGUCGACACCUUCCUGAAGGGUGUCUCUAACUACCUGAUCGCGAACCAGUACGGCAAUGCCAAGACCAAGGCUCUGUGGGAUGCCCUCAGCGAGGCUUCCGGCAAGGACGUCAACAAGCUCAUGGGUCCCUGGAUCUCCAAGAUCGGCCACCCCGUCUUGACCGUUGCUGAGGAGCCCGGUCAGAUCUCCGUCAAGCAGUCUCGUUUCCUGUCCACCGGUGACGUCAAGCCCGAGGACGACGAGACCACCUGGUGGAUUCCCCUUGAGCUCGAGGGCAAGGUUGGCGCCAAGGGCGUCACCUCCCUCUCCCUGGAGACCAAGGAGGACACCAUUCGUGACGUCGACACCGAUUUCUACAAGCUCAACUCUGGCGCCUCCGGCUUCUACCGUGUCAACUACCCCCCUGAGCGUCUCCUGAAGCUCGGCCAGCAGCUCGACCGCCUCAGCACCGAGGACAAGAUCUCCAUCAUCGGCUCCGCCGCCGACCUUGCCUUCUCCGGCUACGGCACCACCGCCGCCCUCUUGUCCUUCGUCCAGGGCUUCGCCAAGGAGGACAACUACCUCGUCUGGAGCCAGAUCCUCGACUCCAUCGCUCUCGUCAAGUCCAUCUUCGCCGACGACGAGACCAUCAAGAAGGGCCUCGAGACCUUUACCCUGAAGCUCAUCAACGACGCUGUCGCCAAGUACGGCUGGGAGUUCCCCGAGAGCGAGAGCUACCUCGACGGCCUCCUCCGCAAGAGGCUCCUCCUCACCGCCGGUGUCAACGGCCACGCCGCCGUCACCGAGGAGGCUACCAAGCGCUUCAACGCCUGGGUUGAGGACCCCAAGGCCAACCCCCUGCACCCCGCUCUCCGUACCCCCGUCUUCCGCGUUGCCGUCAAGAACGACACCGCUCGCGCCGUCGAGGUCCUGAAGAAAGAAUGGUUCACCACCCCCGCCAUCGACGGCAAGGAGGUCUGCCUCUCCAACCUCGGCUUCGUCCGUGACACCGAAAUCAUCAAGAAGACUCUCCUCCCCUUCCUCUGGAACAAGUCUCCCCCGGCCCCCGCCUCCGACUCCAUCCCUUCGGCCGAUAUGCACAUGCUCGGCUCCGCCUUUGCCGGCAACUCCGUCGCCCGCCAGCUGCAGUGGGACUACCUCAAGAACAACUGGGAGGCCUGCGUCGAGAAGCUCAGCAACCCCAUCGUCGUUGACCGCUUCAUCCAGGUCUCGCUCGGCAAGUUCACCGACUUCGACUCCGUCAAGGACAUCGAGUCCUUCUUUGCCGACAAGGACACCAGCGCCUUCAGCCGUACCCUCGAGACUGUCAAGGACAAGGUGCGCGGUCGCGCCGCUUACCGCGAGCGUGAUGCCGCUUCUCUGAAGGAGUGGCUCGUCGCCAACAAGUACGCAUGA